AUGUUCCGCCCCAGUGGAAGUGGCUUCCGCCAGCAGUUGACUGGCCUCACGCUGAAGGGUGCUCUGUAUGGCUCUUGGAUCCUGGGCGUGUUUCCCUUCACCUACGACAGCUGGACGAGGAAAUUGCAUCGUUCCAAGUGGUUAAUUGUGUAUGGCCUUGUCCUGAAUGUGGCCUUUAUUCUGCUGGUGGCCACCAAUGACACGGAGAGCGAGACGCCGCUGAAAAUGCAGGUGUUUCAUCGGAACGCACUGGCGGAGCAGAUAAACCGAGUUCACGACAUUCAGAGCCUCUCGAUGGUGUCCAUAAUGCUGCUGCGGGGCUUCUGGAAGAGCGGUGAGAUUGAGAGGAUCCUGAACGAGCUGCAGGACCUCCAGCAUCGCCACUUUCGCCACUAUUCGGUGGAGGAAUGCUGCAGCUUCGACAGGUUUGUCCUGUACAAGGGUGUCUCGGUGAUUCUGGAACUGAUAUCCAUGCUGAUUCUGGAGAUGGGAAUGUCGCCGAACUUUAGUGCCCAGUUUUUUAUAGGACUCACCAGUUUAUGUCUGAUGAUGCUGUCUGUCCUCUUGGGAGCCCUGCAUUUUCACCUGGCAGUGGUUUUCGUCUACCGAUAUGUGUGGAUUGUGAAUAGGGAGCUGCUCAGGCUGGUGAACAAACUGGCGAGUGGAGAAGAUGUGGAGCCUGAGAGGGUGGACUACCUCCUAGAUCUCUACCACCGUCUUUUGGAUAUCAGCAAUCGACUGGCAUCCAUCUACGAUUACCAGAUGGUCUUGGUUAUGGCCAGUUUUCUGAUCGCCAACGUUUUGGGCAUCUACUUCUUUAUCAUCUUCACCAUAAGUCUGAACAACAAGGUAGACAUCAAGUUGGCGGUCUUUGUCCAGGCUUUGAUUAUCAACAUGAUUGAUUUCUGCCUGACCAUCGAGGUCUGCGAGUUGGCUGAGAGAACUGGAAGACAAACGUCGGCCAUCCUAAAGUUAUUCAAUGAUAUAAAACAUUUGGAUGUAAAACUAGAGAGAAGUAUCUGCGACUUUGCCCUGUUCUGCAGCCAUCGCAGGCUGAGAUUCCAGCACUGCGGCUUGUUCUACGUAAACUACGAGAUGGGCUUUCGCAUGGCCAUCACCAGCUUCCUGUACCUGCUGUUCCUCCUUCAGUUUGAUUUUUGGAACCUGUGA
This is a messenger RNA of Drosophila takahashii, 1170 nucleotides long. It is a transcript of the gene Gr22e, whose product is annotated as Gustatory receptor 22e. The record is from RefSeq and is a predicted model, not a curated record. Gene Ontology annotation, molecular function: sweet taste receptor activity. Gene Ontology annotation, cellular component: dendrite; neuronal cell body; membrane. Lineage: Eukaryota; Metazoa; Arthropoda; Insecta; Diptera; Drosophilidae. Gene Ontology annotation, biological process: sensory perception of taste; chemosensory behavior; male courtship behavior.